AUUAACCAAUCAAUCGAGACAAGACGUCAGGAGAGCAAUUUUACCUAUAAUUAUUGUCCAAUACCUGCUAUGGACGGUGAUACCCAGCACGAUGGCCGAGGAGGUCAUGAGGCUGUCUUACUUAAAAAUACAAUAUAUUUUAUCGGUGGAUCCCAUGCGAUACCAAAUGCAAGUCCAUUCAAAAGUUCUAUACGAGGUUAUAACUUGUCAAAUGAAAUUUUUUACUUGGAUCUUGCAUCACCAUUCUUUACAACAAGUCCACCGUACGUAGACCUUAGUGGGACUUCUGCGCGAUUGCAAUUUGGAAAUGAAAAAGGAACUGCAUUAGUUGGUGGACGUUCUAAUGAAGAAAUACUGCUCGUUGGAGGUGUAUACCAAAAUCUUACCCUACUUGAUCAGAUAGAUCAUAAUGCAACAAUAAUUUCAAAUCAGACAUUAAUGAUAAAUGAAUUACUUAAUACUUGGAGUUCAACAAAUCAAACCAUUUUUAUUUACCGGCCAACUGCACAAACUUGGAUGAAUCCUAAGUCUGUCGCGAAUAUUGGUGCACCAAUAAUUAGACGUAGAUCAACUUCAACAGUUAUAUCGAAAGGAAUUAUAUAUAUAUUUGGUGGGCGAGCUGAAAUAGAUACGGGCUCACCCACAUUUAUUUGCUUUAACGAUUUAUACACUUAUGACACUGUUUUGUCGAAGUGGAAUAGGAUCAAUGCCGAUAAUGUUCCUACACCUCGAAGUCACAGCGCUGCAGUGUUACUUCCAGAUGGUAAGAUCCUUUACAUCGGUGGUGUUAGUCAGGCUUCUCCUGGAAAAGAUGUAACACCAAUAGAUAUGAAAAUUAUCCCAGUAUUCGAUACAAAGUCUUCAACCUGGUCGUCUGAACAAGCGGAAUUUGGGUCAACUCUUAUUCAACCUCGAGCAGGCCAUUCAGCCAAUCUGGCGGCAGACAAUACGUCAAUUAUCAUAAUUGGCGGGACUUCAAGGAAUAUUACUAACGAUGGGAGUUCAUCGGUCGAGACAAAUGGAUUCAUUUAUGUAUUAGAUAUAACUAUGCCGUGCAUAACCUCUCUUGUGUGUCUUAUUGCAAUAGAAUUCGUGGGAAUAAUUUUAACUUGCUUACUCAAAAGCUGGUGCAAUUGGAAUUGGAAAUACACUUUAUAA
This is a messenger RNA of Racocetra persica, 1158 nucleotides long. NCBI's taxonomy places the organism in Eukaryota, Fungi, Glomeromycota, Glomeromycetes, Diversisporales, Gigasporaceae. The record is from the annotation of a GenBank genome assembly.